UUGACAGAGAAAGACAGCUGACUGCUCACCAGCAAGAGCAGAGGGAAAGAGGGAAAAAAGCUUCUAAAAAAGGACAAAAAUCGGAGUGAGGAUGCUUCAGGAGCUGCUUCUGAUCUCACUGCUGGGUCUCAUAUGGACAACAGCAGCUGAACUACCCUGCAGUCAGAUGGACCCCUCUCACCCGCCUCCUGCCACCGUUAACAGUGUAAAGCCCGCUGAUGUGGCUAUGCUUUCCUCUAUUGGAUUUGACAUGCACAGCACUGAGCUGUCCAAAGUCACAUCAAGACUCAGAGAGCUGAUGACGCUGUUUAACCCUGAACUGAUCUCUCACCUCUCUGAUGAAACAAACUUGUUCAGCCCUGAGUUUCUCCAGCACAGCACACUGGUGGAGCAAGCAAAGGAAGUGUCUCGCUACGUACACAACAUGCAGAACAUUGAUGUAAAUCAAGACUGGAAGUUGGUGCUUCUCUUUGUGCAGAUGGACCAGCUGUGUGCCUGUGAGCAGCAAAAGUGUCAGACUGUUGUGAUUGUGCUGCAGGUCUCAGCUGUUAUCAGAUCAGUCACUGAAGAGGUGGAUGAUGCUCUGCAGCUGCUGCACGCUCAGCUGAAACGGACCAUUGUCAGUGUUGCAUUAUGGGAUGGAGAGCACGACAGUAUACAGAGCAAAAAGUGUCCAUGUGUGGAAAUGAACAGUGAAGGAGAACUCAGGAUUAUGAGGGCCAUGUUGACUCAAGCUCUGCAGGAAUCCUUGGAUGAGCUCAUGGUACAGAAGCAGUGGUACAGUGACAGAAACGACUUCACCGUCACCCUGCAGGACACUCCUUACAUCAAGCACCCUUCAUAUGUUGCUAGUGGGAAGCCUCUCUCUGAGUCGAAAGCAGCACAGCACACUGAUAAACUGAUGGUGCAGAUGUGGACAAACCUGCUGCAGCUCACAGUUGGCCAACAUAAAACAGAAGACAGUGAAAAUAUCUUCACAUUGCCAUGUCCAACUAAGGACCAGCCCUUCCUGAGGACGGAGGGAAACUCUCCUACAUAUCACCACAGCAGUGAUGCAUCUCUUCUCCUUCAGACAUCAACAGGGACAGAGAUGCCUUGUGAAGAUUUCAGCCCCUCAGCGUCCAUACCCACUUCAGUCCAUGAACUCAGGCCUGGAGACAUCAAAGUUGUGGCUGCUGUGGGAGAUUCUUUAACAGCAGGGAACGGAAUAGCAUCCAGCCAGAACAAUAUCCUGGAUGUCCUGCGUCAAUACAGAGGUUUAUCUUGGAGUAUUGGUGGAGAUGAAAACCUAACAACUGUCACCACUCUGCCCAACAUCUUGAAAUAUUUUAACCCCAACGUGACGGGCUACUCGGUUGGUACGGGCAGUCACCUCACUCCUGAAGCUUUCCUCAACCAGGCUGUAGCUGGAGCGAAAAGCAGGGAAGUACCAGCUCAAGUGCAAGCCCUGGUAGCAAGGAUGAAGAGUGAUUCUAGAAUUAACUUUGAAUUAGAUUGGAAGGUGAUCACCAUAUUUAUUGGUGGAAAUGACUUCUGUGACCAUUGCUACAACUCUCUGCUCUACUCUGUAGAAAAUUAUGUUCGAAACGUUCGUGAAAGCCUGGAUUAUCUUCACAAAGAGGUGCCUCGGGCUCUGGUGAACUUAGUAGAGCCUCUCCAUAUAAUACCACUAAGAGAAAUGCACAUGGACACGUCACUUAAAUGCCCAACUUGGCUGGUAGAUUAUAUGUGUCCCUGUGUUAUCUUCCCGAAGCCCAACUCUAAAGCUCUUCAACUGGUGGAGGACCUCAACAGAAACUAUCAGCGUGUACUGCAUGAGCUUGUGGAGUCAGGCCGGUAUGAUACUCAUUCAAACUUCACUGUGGUCAUCCAGCCUUUCUUCAGAGAAGUCCUUGUCCCUCGAAAGCCGGAUGGCCAUCCUGAUCGCUCCUACUUCAGCGCUGACUGCUUUCAUCUCAGCCAGAAGUCCCAGACCCUGAUGGCUCGCUCUCUUUGGAACAACAUGCUGGAACCUUUGGGCAAAAAGACUCACGUACAAGAUUUUAAUGAAUCUACUGACUUGAUAUGCCCAACCAAGACGUCACCUUAUAUUCGGACCUAUAACAACAGCAAUUACGUAUAUACUGGUCCCUCCCCAACACCUGGACCUAUUACAAACUGGGGAAGUGAUUUCUCAUGUGUGGACAUUACUCCAUCUGACACUAUACCAACUUCAGUUCACAAGCUAAGACCAGCUGACAUUAAGGUGGUGGCAGCACUGGGAGACUCUACAACAGCAGGCACUGGUGCUAAAGCAAAUAACAUACUGGAACUCAAUAGAGCUUAUAAAGGAGUGUCAUGGAGCAUUGGAGGGGACAUGUCGCUAGACACGGUCACAACACUACCAAACAUCUUAAGAAUGUUCAACCCCUCUCUAAAGGGUUUCUCCAAAAGUCAGGGACUAGGGCAGAAGGGCUUCAACAUGGCUGCAAGCGGAGCUAAGACCUCAGAGAUCCCAGCACAAGUCGAAGCUCUCAUCAAGGCCAUGAGAGAAAAUACGGAGGUGGAUUUUGAAAACGACUGGAAACUUGUGACACUAUUCAUAGGGGGAAAUGAUCUUUGCAAUUACUGCUUAGACCAAAACAACCUGUCACCCAAGAACUACAGCCACAAUCUCAUGCUCAGCUUGGACAUGCUUUACAAAGAGGUACCAAGAUUGUUGGUAAAUGUUGUGGAGAUUUUGCAGAUUGACGUGUUGAGAUCAGUCAAGAGGAACACACUAGCUUGUUCACUACUGCAAAGGACCAGCUGUCCAUGUGUUAUCAGCCCAUUUGACAACUCCCCAGAACUUGAGGACAUCAAGCUAAUCAAUCACAAGUACCAGACUGAGAUGCAGCAUCUCAUUUCUGGAGAUCGCUAUAAUGGAAAAGAAGACUUUGCUGUUGUGCUUCAACCUUUUUUACAGAAUUCCUUCAUCCCAUAUAUUGGAGAAGGUGAGGCUGACUCAAAUUUCUUCUCAAUCGACUGUUUCCACAUCAGUGAGCGGGCUCAUGCUGAGAUGGCCAUUGCUCUAUGGAAUAACAUGUUGGAGCCUGUUGGCAGUAAGCAGGGCUACAAUAAUUUCACAUAUGACCGCUCCAAGAUUCACUGUCCCUCUAAGACCAGUCCUUUCAUCUUCACUACGGUAAACAGUCUCCCAAGUCCACCACAGACCACCACCACUACUGGUCCUACCACCACCACCACCACUUGCAGUUCUGCACCAACCACUCUUAUGCCUGAGUGUCCCUCCUCCGUACCUGUGUGGGUGCCGGUUGUUGUGGGAAUUGCGAGUUUACUGAUUGGCAUCGCUGCUGCCUGGCUAUUUGUGUCCCGCACUGAGCACAAGAGAAUCAAAGACAAGAAAGGAGUAGAAAUGAAAGGAACUGAUUUUGUUAUCAGCAAUAUGAAGAAGUAUUAACACAGAAUAAAGCAAUUUUUAAACAUCGGAGGGCAGAAAGUAGCUGUAUUGGUGUGCCAUUGCCGACAAAGUCAUUCGGAUCUCGUUAUUUUGAUUGCAGUUUGACUAUUUUCAGCAGCUGCUUGUUGCAGUAAACAGCUGAUGUGUUAAGUCCCCAAUCAAUGAACUGAAAGCUGCAUACAGCUGAAUGAAAACAGAUCUUCCAUUGUUGUGGUGGCACUACUAAUGGCCUGUUAUAUGUCACAUAGAUUCAAGUUUAAUUUUAGUGUUAAAAUAAUGUUUUACAAAAAAUAUUUGUAAUUAUUUUGUACUACCAAGAAAUUGUGAAAUAUUCUAUAUGUAAUUGACUGAACUGUACAUUUUACUCAUUUUUAUUUAUUGAUGAAAUGAAAAGGCUACAAUA
Molecule: messenger RNA, 3842 nt
Organism: Amphiprion ocellaris (clown anemonefish)
Lineage: Eukaryota; Metazoa; Chordata; Actinopteri; Pomacentridae
Product: phospholipase B1, membrane-associated-like
Exons: 42
Coding region: 92-3439 (1115 amino acids)
Biological process (GO): phospholipid metabolic process
Molecular function (GO): glycerophospholipase activity
Source: RefSeq, a predicted model, not a curated record